UUUAAUUAUUUUUUCAGGACAAUCAACCCCUAUACUUCCCUCGCCAAUUGAAGAGCAGAAAAAAAUUAUUCGUUGCCAUUUUAUUGGAGUAACUCAAGUACCCCGCGCUACCGGAAUAGAAAUGCUCAAUGAAGCAGUUGAUCGACUAUUAAAAGAAGUACAAAAAGAACGCUGGACUCUUGUAGAUGUCCACAUAUCUCCCUCAGUUAUAGCUAUAUUUGAAGCUAAAGGUGUUAAAAGGCAAAUUGCUUCAUGUCGUGUUCGUUACCUCUCCUUUUUGGGAAUUGGAAGGGAUACAAAGCACUGCGCUUUCAUAGUAGCUCAAUCCGCUGAUCAUUUUAUUUGUUAUGUCUUCCAUACCGAACCUUCAGCAAAUUCACUAGCAAAGACAAUUGAGGCAGCUUGUAAACUGCGCUAUCAGGCAAGUUUUCUAUUUGAAAAAGUACUAGAUGCACACUUAACUAGCCCCAACGACCCUUUAUCCCGCUCAAUGCCAACGUUGGAUGAAUGGAACCAAACUCAACGAGGCACUCGUUUCUAGUCAAAUAAAAUAGAAAAUGACCAAAAAUUCUUUCAAGUUGCCUUUAAAAACCUUAUAAACUACUAGUCCCUUAUAUAAAAUCACAAAAAUUUCUUCUAUAUCACCAAUU
Messenger RNA from Meloidogyne enterolobii, 650 nucleotides. The record is from the annotation of a GenBank genome assembly. Lineage: Eukaryota; Metazoa; Nematoda; Chromadorea; Rhabditida; Meloidogynidae.